UAUUACCGUAAAUAUUUGGCGGCUAUGUGAUCCACUCUCCAGGUCCCUUGCUGGUUUGUCUUCUUUUCUCAAGAAAAUCCCAUUCCCAAUAAUUCUGCUUCUCACCAUCUCGCAUCUCCCAAACAUACUGUACCUUCAAAAUGUCAAAGGAGUACCAAUUCGAGCCUCUCCUCACUGAGGAAGAGGAAAGUAAUUAUAGUUUCACUCGACAGCCAAAAGCUCCUCGAAGAUGGUCACUCAGCAUCUUGCUGAGCAUAUGUCUCAUCAUUUCUACAAGUCUCAAUCUUUUCCAAGCAAUCGCCAAUGUCCCUGCCCCACUAGAGCAUGAGAGCAAGCCUACUGAGUGUCGCUCUGAGUAUGCCAACCUCAAGGACAACGAAAUAAGUGUGAAAUGGCUGCAAAGCAGUGCAUACACAAGCUUAAACAUUUCCGAGAGAGAUCACAUGUGGGAUGCUAUAAAUCAUGACAGUGGCAUCGUCGCAGUACCAAAAGAAUGGGCUGCGCAGAAAGGUUUAGAUAUGGGCGCCGACUUCCCAUGGGACAAGAGCAAGACGAUUUACUUCGUCAACGCUUUCCACAGUUUGCAUUGCAUUAAAAACAUCUACCGCUCAAUGAUGGAGUACCGAGAGGGACUACCCCAAACAUUCGACCAGCAUCACCUCGUCCACUGUUUAGACCAACUUCGCGCAGACACUGAAUGCGCUGCGGAUGACACACUCCGAGUAACCACGCCCAGCAGAGAGAAGAGUACAGCGGUGGGGCAAGUUCGACAGUGCCGAAGCUUUGAUCAAUUGAGAGCAUGGACAGUUGAUCAUUCAGGUUGCUACCGAUAUGGGAAUCCCACGUUCGAGGACGCGCAGGAUAGUCAGCUUCCAAGGAAGCGAUAUUGUCCAGAAGGAAGUCCAGACCUCGACACGGUCAGGGCAUACUAUGGAAAGGGGCCAGACUGGACUCCAGCGAAUGACCCGGUGUGGAGCUGGUUCGAUGAGGAUGAGAAGAGAGGGCAGUAGCUGAGCUUGAGAGUCAAUGAUACCAAGGUAGUCUUUUAUAUGGAGUUUAGGAACCUGAAGCGCAACUGU
Messenger RNA from Mollisia scopiformis, 1079 nucleotides. RefSeq lists its product as uncharacterized. Gene Ontology annotation, biological process: mycotoxin biosynthetic process. The transcript has 3 exons. Lineage: Eukaryota; Fungi; Ascomycota; Leotiomycetes; Helotiales; Mollisiaceae. The coding region runs from base 141 to 1010 and encodes 289 amino acids. The record is from RefSeq and is a predicted model, not a curated record.